Clunio marinus is the source of this 396-nucleotide messenger RNA. The record is from the annotation of a GenBank genome assembly. Lineage: Eukaryota; Metazoa; Arthropoda; Insecta; Diptera; Chironomidae.
AUGUUCAACUUUGAAAACGGAAAAACAAAAGAAGACGCUGAGAAGCUUCAGGCUUAUCAGAAAAUUCAACAAGGAUUUCACAAAGAAGUGAAACGUCGAAGGCUUGGAAAUUGUAAAACUUUCGACUUCAUUUCUUCUAUAGAAAAUGGGCUUAAUGCUUAUCGUAUUACAUUCCCAAUCAAACAAUACACGCUCAACACGGCAAAAGUAGAAAUAAUCCGUCGUGAACAUGGGAAGAAGAAUAAAAAUUGCAGUUCAGUCGCCAAACAUCAUGUAGGUUGUUGUAGAACUCUCAAUCAUGGGAAGGUCAGAUUCUUAAAAACAUUUAACAAAGUUAACAACAAUGAAAGAACCAGGAAGUUGUACUUUCCACUUAACAAAUUACCUUCAAUUUAA